GUCAGGAGCUAAGUACCUCGAACAACAAUAAUUCAACUAAACCAACCAUAUUUUGUUCUUCAUUGGCUAACGUGCGCCAUCUCUGGCCUUUCAUUGAACCCGUAAUAAAAAGAUUGUUGAUUUGCCACUGAAGUUGACUGCCCAGUAUACCCUUCACCUAGUUUCUUAAACUUUGAACACAAUCACCUUACACAGAUCCCAGUAAAAUCAACGGUAUUUUGAAGUGAAGAGUUAGUUAAAGAUAGCAACUUUCAAUCCUCGUUACCUGCUGGAUUCAGUUUUUUUCUUUUUUUUUUUCUCUGUUCUUUCUUCAAAAGCUGUCAGAGAUUUUAUCUUAAAGGAAUUGGAAGUAGAAAUGGAUGGUUACUCUAUUGCCCAAGCAUGCACCAUAAAUGCAGAAUCUGGCAAAGGUUAUGUAGAUGAUGGAAACUUAUCUGGUGGAAGGGGCACACAAGAUAUUGAAAGUACCAUGGAAGUUUUAACCAGAGCAGACUUGGACUUGGGAUUUUCUUCUGAGAAGUUGGUGAAUUUGCAUGGCCUUUUAAUGCAUCUAUUGGCAUGGGAUAACAAUCUUGAGGUAAUGGCAGAAUACAGCUAUAUCUCAGCAACAUCAGUUGAGAGGGCACUUGAAUUUGAUCUUCUAUCUGGCAUUUUGGAUUCUGAGUUAAGAGUGGUGGAGAAUUUCACAGAUAAUAUUCAAGCAGAAAUUGUUGAUGCUCGUCAUAAAAUAUCUUCAUGCAGACACUCAGCAAAAUUAGUUGCUAUUAUUGAGAAGAAACUGCGUGAUUCUGAGGAAUCAUUGAAGAAGACUCAAGAGCGUUUCAUAGAGGCGAAGAUGCAAACGGUCAAGUUACAGAGGUUUUUUUCAGCUUUCAAACUCGAGAACUGGAAAGAUGAUAACUCCACGGAGCUAUCAGCCAAUGGUCAACUGCCAAACAUCAAAACCAAUUCAAAAAGACAUACAGCCGAACAAAAAAGACAUAUUCUAAGAAUGUUGGAGAAAUGUCUUGCUAGAGAACUAGAUCUUGAAAAGAAUUUAUCUGAACUAAGAAGGAAUGAGGAACAGCUGAAACUAAAACUUCACUACACAGAACAGGUAGCUUUGCACAUGGAAGAAGCAGCAGAAGUGGUCUGGGGAAGAUUUUUAGAGGCAGAAAAUGCUGCUGAGGUUCUCAUGGGGAUUUCAAAGGAAAUGGCUGGCCGACUUCAGAUUUUUCAGUUUAACCUGAAUGGUUCAUUCCAACGAGAAGCUGAACUGAAAUCACAACUCCAUAGUUGCUUAGAACAACUAGAUGCUAAAGAUGCUGCUUUGAAGAAGCUAGAGGGCAAAAUUGGCGAACACAUAGCCAAAAGCUCUCAAGUGCCCUCUUUGAUGGAAAAAGUAAAUUCACUUGAGGAACAACUGAAAAGAUCUGAAUUACGAUUAAAGCAUGCAAAUGACUUCAUUGAAGAAAGUCAAGAGCAAGUUAGUGAGAUGGUAAGCAUAGUGGAGAAAAUGAAAGAAAGCAUCUACGAAGCAGAAAGUAGGGCUGAGACUGCAGAGGCCAAAGUGACACAGUUAACAGAUACAAAUUCGGAACUCUCAGAUGAAAUUAGUUUUCUUAAAAGUAGCGCAGAGAGUAAUACCAAAAAGGUGAGCUUACUUGAAAAGCAGGUUAGGGAAUUAGAAAUCCAAGUUCAGCAUUCAAAGGCAUCAUCUGAAGCAAGUCAAGAACAACAAAAUAUGUUAUAUGCAGCAAUAUGGGACAUGGAAACAUUAAUUGAAGAUCUAAAAUCUAAGGUAUCCAAAGCUGAAAGUAAGACUGAGACUGUAGAGGAUCAAUGCAUAUUGUUGUCUGAAACUAAUAUGGAACUUGAUAAAGAACUAAAUUUCUUAAGAUCUAAAGUGGAAGGCUUGGAGGCUUCUUUGGAUCGAGCUAACAACUCAAAAGCAACAAGUGCAAAAGAAAUUAACUUGACGACCACACUUAUCAAGGACACAGUCAUGCAACUAUCCAGAGAAAGGGACUACAUCCAGAAUCAGCUGUUUUCUUUGAUGAAGGAGAACAAAUUACUGGUGGAGAAGUUAAGAGAUGCUUCUAUAACCGGGUUCAAACAUGGAGACAAUGACAAUAAAAAGGUGCUCUUUUCAGAAAAUGGCUUAUCUAAUCAAACUUGCUGAAAGGCUACUUGGAAACCAAUUUCCUUAUCUACAAGUCCCCAGGCAGAAUCAGAUGGAUACACGUCUACAGAUAUGUAAGCUGACAUGAGGUUGGAGCAGGCAGUUCCAAUUCCACGGAUGAAAUUCCUGACAUGUUCUCAAAACGCAAAGUAGAGAGGACUGAUGAACAGGCAAGGCGUGCUAACCAAACACUCGGAUUUAAGGCAAAUUUUGUUGCACUAAUUGCAUUGAUAGUCAUAUGUUUCCUACGCCAGAAACCUGUCCUAUUUGAGAAUUUGUGAUGGCUAGGUGAAAUCUUGCAUUUGACAAGUGUUGUACUAGUGUGUUGUUGUUCUGUUUCAUAGUUGUGCACAUAAAUCUUCCUCCCUCUUUUUCUUCAUUUAUUUUCUUUUUGGGUGCUAGUCGUUGUAAAUUAUAUAUGUUUAUAAUGAGGAAGUUGCACUAUCAAUUCUUUGAAUGUAAAAUGUAAAAAUAUAACUGACUGGCUUUUCAUCCCAAUGCGAUUCUUGUAUUCAUAUA
Molecule: messenger RNA, 2680 nt
Organism: Ricinus communis (castor bean)
Lineage: Eukaryota; Viridiplantae; Streptophyta; Magnoliopsida; Malpighiales; Euphorbiaceae
Product: WPP domain-interacting tail-anchored protein 2
Exons: 5
Coding region: 356-2161 (601 amino acids)
Source: RefSeq, a predicted model, not a curated record